Messenger RNA from Nannospalax galili (Upper Galilee mountains blind mole rat), 3274 nucleotides. It is a transcript of the gene Elf1, whose product is annotated as E74 like ETS transcription factor 1. NCBI's taxonomy places the organism in Eukaryota, Metazoa, Chordata, Mammalia, Rodentia, Spalacidae. Gene Ontology annotation, molecular function: sequence-specific DNA binding; DNA-binding transcription factor activity, RNA polymerase II-specific. Gene Ontology annotation, cellular component: nucleus. The record is from RefSeq and is a predicted model, not a curated record. The transcript has 10 exons. Gene Ontology annotation, biological process: cell differentiation; regulation of transcription by RNA polymerase II. Bases 583 to 2433 code for a protein of 616 amino acids.
GGACGAAAGCGCGACGGGAGCGGAGCUGCAAGACCGAACUCUCAAGCCCCGGCUCCAUCCCGCCCGCGUCCUGAACCUCCUCUCUCCUUUCUAGGCUCGCUGGCUCUUGGCCCAGGAAUCGCGCGCCGCCUGCGCCUCGAACGCAAACAGCUGUUCCCAGAGACGUCGCCGCCCUCAGCCUUGCUAACUAGUCCAUUCGCACUUUGACCAGCGGAGCCACCCCGACUUGGGGGUUGGUGGCAGUUGGCGGAGUUUUUGAAAAAAGAAAGGCCUCAUCUUACUUGAUCUGUCACCAGCAUUUGGAGCUCAACACACUCUACUCAGAAACACUCUGACUUGAGCUGCAUGCUAACAGAACAGGGCCAGAAGCUUCAGAGACUUAUUUCAGAAAAAAUUGCCAGUUUGCUGUGGGUAUCAAUGAACCAAGAACAUUUGAUGCAUUUUCUCUGAAGAAAACUUGGGUAUAUAGUAAUUUCACAGACUUGGCUAAGUCUUUGCCUAGACUGAUUGCUGGACUCUCCUACUUGAUACUUGAACCUAUUUGGGCUUUUUCUCAUGUGGAUCUAAGAGGAAUGCUUUAUUAUGGCUGCUGUUGUCCAACAGAACGACCUGGUAUUUGAAUUUGCAAGCAACGUCAUGGAGGAUGAACAACAGCUUGGUGAUCCUGCUAUAUUUCCUGCUGUCAUUGUGGAACAUGUUCCUGGCGCUGAUAUUCUUAAUAGCUAUGCUGGACUAGCCUGUGUGGAAGAGCCUAACGACAUGAUUACUGAAAGCUCACUCGAUGUUGCUGAAGAAGAAAUCAUAGAUGAUGAUGACGACAUCACCCUUACAGUUGAAGCUUCUUGUCACAAUGGAGAUGAAACAAUUGAAACCAUUGAGGCUGCAGAGGCACUCCUUAAUAUGGAUUCUCUUGGUCCCAUACUGGAUGAAAAACGAAUAAAUAAUAAUAUAUUUAGUUCCUCUGAAGAUGACAUUGUUGCUCCAAUCACCCAUGUAUCCGUCACAUUAGAUGGCAUUCCCGAAGUGAUGGAAACUCAACCGGUGCAGGAGACAUAUGCAGACUCACCAGAAGCCUCAUCCCCAGAACAGCCUAAAAGAAAGAAAGGAAGAAAAACAAAACCACCACGGCCAGAUUCCCCAACCACUACACCAAAUAUAUCUGUGAAGAAGAAAAAUAAAGAUGGGAAAGGAAACACAAUUUAUCUAUGGGAGUUUUUACUGGCACUGCUUCAGGACAAAGCUACCUGCCCUAAAUACAUCAAAUGGACACAGCGAGAAAAAGGAAUUUUUAAACUGGUAGAUUCUAAAGCAGUGUCUAGAUUGUGGGGGAAGCACAAAAACAAACCUGAUAUGAAUUACGAGACCAUGGGAAGAGCACUCAGGUACUAUUACCAAAGAGGUAUUCUGGCAAAAGUAGAAGGUCAGCGAUUGGUGUAUCAGUUUAAAGAAAUGCCGAAAGAUCUCAUAUAUAUAGAUGAUGAGGAUCCAAGUUCUAGCAUAGAGUCUUCCGAUCCAUCAUUAUCGUCAACAGCCACCUCAAGUCGGAAUCAAGCAAGUAGAUCAAGAGUAUCUUCAAGUCCAGGAAUAAAAGGAGGGGCCACUGCAAUUCUAAAACCAGGGAAUCCUAAAGCUACAAAACCCAAAGAUCCUGUGGAAGUUGCACAGCCAUCAGACAUUUUGAGGACAGUGCAGCCCUCACAGGCUCCAUAUCCUACCCAGCUCUUCAGGACUGUUCAUGUAGUUCAGCCAGUACAAGCUGUCCCAGAAGGAGAAGCAACCAUAACCAGUACUGUGCAGGAAGAAACAGUCAAUUCUUCGGUUCAGAGUGUUAGGACUAUACAGGCUUCAACCCAGGUUCCAGUAGUUGUAUCUCCUGGCAAUCAGCAGCUGCACACAGUGACACUCCAGACAGUGCCCCUCACAACGGUUAUAGCCAGCACAGAGCCAUCAUCAGGGGCUGGGUCACAGAGAUUUAUUUUACAAGCUAUUCCAUCAUCACAGCCCAUGACGGUACUGAAAGAAAAUGUCAUGCUGCAGUCACAGAAGCCAGGCUCUCCUCCUUCGGUUGUCUUUGGCACUACCCAUGUACAGCAGGUUCUUACAAGCAACAUUCAGUCCAUUUGCAAUGGGACUGUCAGUGUGGCUUCAUCCCCAUCCUUCAGUGCUACUACACCCGUGGUGACCUUUUCUCGAAGUUCACAACUGGUUGCGCACCCACCCGGCACUGUAAUCACUUCAGUCAUCAAAGCUCAGGAAACAAAAACUGUUAAACAGGAAACAGAGGAAAAGGAGGUUGAAGAUCAUUUGAAUGAAGGCACUGAGAAAACUGAGCAGCAGCCACAGCCUUACGUGAUGGUGGUGUCCAAUUCAAAUGGAUUUACCUCUCAGGUAGCUAUGAAACAAAAUGAACUGCUGGAGCCCAACUCUUUUUAAUUACUAUGCCAAAGGAAUGAUGGUUAUUUUUUCAAUUGAACUCAUUUUUCUAAGAUAGAUCCACAGAAGUUCCUAAUUUUAUAAUUGUUAAAAAUAAUUUAGAAUUUUGACUUUGCUAGAUGAGGGAGGAAAACCUAAGUGUUUCUCUUCUAAAUGUUUCAGAAUUCAAUUGUGAAGGAACAGGCAUUUUAUACUAUGAAGACAUUCUUCUUGAUUUUUUUCAGUUUGCUAUAAGUAUUUUUAAAGCUUCUUUUCUAACUUUACAUUGUAUUAGCUUAUCUGAAUCUUUUGUAAAUACAAUACUUAAAUAUAAGUCAACAGGAAAUUUAUAUAGGAAAUAUUUUCAUUCCAUUUGUAUAAUUUAAGUCUUGACUCAGAUGCAAGAAACUUACUUUAUACUGUUAAAAUUAUGAUGUCACUUAGAUUGACUUUAGUUGGCUGCACUGUUUUAUAUACUUUUAGUUUGUAAAAUAACAUAAAAAAUUGAAAUGUAAGCUUCAUGUGGUGGCAUAUACCUGUAACCCCAGUGCUUGGGAGGUAGAGGCAGGAGGAGCAGGAGUUUAAGGUCACCUCGGUGAUAUAAUGAAAUAGAGGGCAGCCUGGGCUACAAGAAACCCUGCCUCAAAAAACCCAAAGAAAACAACAACAAUUGAAAUGUGCCUGUGAUAAUAAUGUCUGAACCUGGGUUUCAGAAGUAGGAUGUUACAAAGGUGUCAGUCUGUGAGUGGCACUCCCACUAACUAGCUGUGUAACCUUGGGCAAGGGAGUGAUCUUCUGGGCCCUUAAUCAUCCUGGUUAAAAAAAAAAAAAAAAGCCAGGGGGAUGCAUUGGAUUAGACAAA